AUGGCCUAUGAUCCGGAGAAAGGCCAUGCAACAGGCCAGCACCCAACUGAAAAAUACAGUUCACCUGAGGUGAUCUCAGUUGACGAUGCUGCCUCUCACGAGACCGGUAUCCUGGUUAGGAUUCGCGCCCUGGAGGCUAGACUGGAUAAGAAACUCGGUAUAGAGUCUGAUGCCAUCGAGCGCAAGCGUGCUGAAGAUAAAAGAGAGGUGCAUUGGGUGGAGGAGAUAUCAAUGGCGGCUCUGUGGGCGAGUGGCACGAUGAACACCUCCUGCUUUGCGACUGGCUUCCUCGGCUGGGAAUUUGGCCUGACUAUGAAACAAUCGAUCCUCAUUACCAUCUUUGUUUCAAUCUUGGCUGCAUCACUGAGUGGGUUCUGUGCGACCUUUGGCGCUGUGACUGGCUUACGUCAAAUCAGUGUUAGUCGGUACAGCUUUGGUUGGUGGCCUAAUAAGCUGGUCGCCUUGCUGAACGGUAUCCAGCAAAUGGGAUGGGCUGCUGUCGCAUGCAUCACUGGAGGUCUUGCGUUGACGGCAGUAUCCGAUGGCCACGUCUCGUUGAUUCUUGGAAUUGUUAUUUUGGCUGUCGUGGCCCUGUUCAUUUCUUGCGUCGGGUUGAAGGCCAUUUUGAUUUACGAGAGAUGGGCCUGGAUGGUCUUUUUAAUUAUUUUCCUGAUCAUCUACGGCGAGACCGGUGAAUAUGCAGACAAUGCGGCCCCGGCUACCGUGACUGGUUCGAAUUUCUCCGGUGCCGUUCUCAGUCUAAUGGCCGUUGUUUACGGAUCCAGUGCCUCGUGGUGCACAAUGGCUAGCGACUACUAUGUUCACUAUCCUGCCAACACGUCUCGUUUGAAGAUUUUCCUCAUGACAACCUUUGGUAUCUCGAUUCCCACCUCGAUCGGCAUGGUCGCUGGCUGCAUGGUCGCGUCCGCUUUGAACACUAAGCCCGACUGGUCCGCCGCAUACGAGAAAGGGAUUGGCUAUCUCAUUCAAGAGAUGCUCCAUCCUCGCGGAUUCGCCAAGUUCCUCCUUACGCUCCUCGUUUUGUCCGGUAUCAACGUCAACGUCAUCAGCAUUUAUAGUUCCGCCAUCUCCUUUCAGCAACUUGCCCGACCCUUCGCUCGCAUUCCUCGGUCUCUUUGGACAUUGUUCUGCUUCGCCUGUAUCAUCGCCUUGUCAAUUGGUGGUCGGCAAAAGCUGAACGAAUACCUUCAAAAUUUCUUGAGUCUGCUGGGAUACUGGUGCACGAGUUAUGCCAUUAUCCUGUUCCAGGAACACUAUAUCUUCCGCAAGGGCAACUUUGAAAACUAUGAUCUCGAAGGAUGGAACGACCCGGCUAGGCUUCCGUUGGGAAUUGGCGCGAGUGUGGCGUUUGCCCUUGGGGUUGUGGCAUGGUGCAUGGGCAUGGAUGAGACUUGGUUUAUCGGUCCCCUUGCCCGCGUGAUUGGAGAUUACGGUGGUGAUGUUGCCAACGAGUUUACAUUCGUUGUGACGGCUUUGACUUAUCUACCGGCAAGAUACUUGGAGCUCAAGUACUUCGGUCGAUAA
Molecule: messenger RNA, 1545 nt
Organism: Penicillium samsonianum
Lineage: Eukaryota; Fungi; Ascomycota; Eurotiomycetes; Eurotiales; Aspergillaceae
Product: putative nucleoside transporter
Exons: 1
Coding region: 1-1545 (514 amino acids)
Biological process (GO): transmembrane transport
Cellular component (GO): fungal-type vacuole membrane; plasma membrane
Molecular function (GO): transmembrane transporter activity
Source: RefSeq, a predicted model, not a curated record